UGUAAUUUUUCCAGGAGAACGGAAAAACAAUCCUACCUUGUUUGGUUGGCGAGAGUGAAAACCCAGAGAGAGAAAACUUGGACGGAAAAUUUGAAGAGCGCCGAAACGGAAUUCUCCAGUUUCUGUGCGCAGCCACUCUGAUCGCUCCUCUCUCCCUCUCUCUCGUCCUCCUCCACCAUUAGCCCUUUCUCAACUCAUUCUUCGCAUCGACUUCCCAUGACCGCAGGUGUUCAAUAAAGGUUCGACAAACACGGUAGGCUUCUUUAGAUCGUGUUCACAAGCUCGAUUUGAGAUAUGGACUUCGCGUGUGGUGUUCAGCAGCGGAGUUUCCUUCAUGGAGGUGAAGGGGCGGGUUACGGCUUAACCAAUCGAUUGCUAGGCCCCAAACUGUGUCACAAGGGAUUUUGCAUUAAAUUUUUUAAUCCGGCGUUUGAUACUAAAGUGGGGGCGUCGAGAAGAUUGAGGAAGAAUGCUGAACACAGUGGCCCUUUGACUUUGAAUGCCGUUUCCACCGGAAGAUUCUGUAGUCAUUCGCUUCCCAGAAAAUCUUUAGUUUGCAGUGGUCGCGAAACUAAGAGUUUUCUGCAGGGAUUUAGGUUAAAUUGUCAAGCUAACGAUGCUUUUGGAAAUGUGGAUGGGAAUAGCCGAGAUGCUGAAUUUGCAGAUAGUGGUGAUGGGUAUCUGGGGAAUAGUUCAGAAGACAAUGAGGUUACUAAUUCAAAAGAAGAAGAAAAAGAAGUGAGAGAGGAGGCAGAAACACCUAGUCUGGAGGAACUCAGGGAGUUAUUGCAGAAGACAAUCAAAGAAUUGGAAGUUGCUAGGCUCAAUAGCACCAUGUUUGAGGACAAAGCCCAAAGAAUAUCAGAAGCAGCAAUAGCAUUGAAAGAUGAAGCAGCCAAUGCCUGGAACGAUGUUAACCAAACCCUUGACAUGAUUCAAGAGACAGUUGACGAGGAAUGUAUUGCUAAAGAAGCUGUUCAGAAGGCUACUAUGGCAUUAUCUCUAGCUGAAGCUAGGCUUCAGGUUGUACUGGAAUCACUUGAAACAGCUGCUGGAAAUGAUAUUCGAGAAGCUUCUGGAGAGAGUGAGAUUAGUGACGAUGUUAAAGAUAAAGAAGAAGUCCUUUUAGCUGCUCAGGAUGACAUAAAAGAAUGUCGAGAAAAUUUAAUGAAUUGUGAAGCCGAACUGAAGCGUUUACAGAGUAAGAAAGGGGAGCUGCAAAACGAAGUGGCCAGAUUGAAUGAGGUAGCUGAGAGAACACAGAUUGACGCAUUGAAAGCCGAGGAGGACGUUGCAAAUAUUAUGAUAUUAGCCGAGCAAGCUGUUGCGUUCGAAGUUGAGGCAACUCAACGUGUGAAUGAUGCCGAAAUUGCUCUCCAGAGAGCUGAAAAGUCACUUUCCAGUUCUCAAACCCAAGAAAAACCCCAGGGCCAGGUAUUUUCUGAAGAAAUUAUUCUUGAAGAAGAGGAGGUUGUUCCAAGUAUUAUUGAUGAUGGGAGCCAUGAGGGAGAAAGAGAGUUACCAAUAAAUGGCGAUUCAUCAAUUGCCCAACAUACAUCAGAUCUUGUGUCUAAUAAAGUCGGCCAGAGCACUCAACAGUUUACUCAGCCUUACGAGAUAAGUGAUCAUGAGAACGGAAAGCCAAGCGCAGACACUGUUAAGGAUGUUGAAGCUGAACCAGAAAAGUCAAAGAAUGUCGUCCAAACAAAGAAGCAGGAGAUGCAGAAAGACCUGACAAGGGAGGCUGCUUCUCUUAAUGCUCCAAAGGCAUCACGGAAUAAAUCAUCCCGGUUCUUUUCUGCAUCUUUCUUCUCUUUCAGUGCAGAUGAGACUGAUUUCACUACUGAAACAGUUUUUCAUAGUCUGGUGGACUCUGCGAAAAGGCAAUGGCCUAAGCUAAUUCUCGGAGUAGCACUGCUUGGAGCAGGACUAACAUUCUACACCAACCGAGUAGUGAGGAACAAUCAGCUGCUUCAGCAGCCGGAUGUUAUCACCACUAGUGUAGAAGAUGUUUCCUCCAAUACAAAACCUCUUAUCCGGCGGGUGCAGAAACUUCCCAAGAGAAUCAAGAAACUACUUGAGAUGAUCCCUCAUCAAGAGAUGAAUGAGGAGGAAGCUUCCCUUCUUGAUAUGUUGUGGUUACUGCUUGCAAGUGUCAUAUUUGUGCCUCUAUUUCAGAAAAUUCCUGGAGGCAGCCCUGUUCUUGGGUAUUUGGCAGCUGGAAUCCUGAUUGGUCCUUACGGUCUCUCUAUAAUUCGUCACGUGCAUGGAACCAAGGCCAUUGCUGAAUUUGGAGUCGUUUUCUUGCUUUUUAACAUUGGCCUUGAGCUAUCUGUUGAAAGGCUAAGUUCCAUGAAGAAAUAUGUUUUUGGAUUGGGCUCUGCUCAGGUUUUGGUGACAGCAGCAGUAGUCGGGUUGGUUACACACUUUGUUGCUGGUCAGCCUGGUCCAGCUGCGAUAGUUAUUGGAAAUGGUCUGGCAUUAUCGUCCACUGCUGUCGUCCUUCAGGUUUUACAAGAACGAGGUGAGAGUACCUCAAGACAUGGACGAGCUACAUUUUCUGUCUUGCUUUUCCAGGAUCUGGCGGUGGUUGUUCUACUGAUACUUAUUCCACUUAUUUCCCCUAAUUCAUCAAAAGGAGGGGUUGGAUUUCAAGCCAUUGCUGAAGCUCUUGGACUUGCUGCAGUUAAGGCAGCAGUUGCUAUUGCUGCCAUUAUUGCCGGUGGACGCCUGCUUCUUCGCCCUAUCUACAAGCAAAUUGCAGAAAACAGAAAUGCCGAGAUAUUCUCCGCCAACACACUUCUUGUUAUUCUUGGGACUAGCUUACUCACAGCUAGGGCUGGAUUGUCCAUGGCAUUAGGAGCAUUUUUGGCUGGUUUACUCCUUGCAGAGACAGAAUUUUCUUUGCAAGUUGAAUCAGAUAUUGCUCCAUACCGUGGUCUUUUGUUGGGACUCUUCUUCAUGACGGUCGGCAUGUCUAUUGAUCCAAAACUUCUUCUUUCUAACUUCCCUGUGAUAAUGGGAACAUUGGGGCUCUUAAUAGGCGGCAAGACAAUAUUAGUUGCGAUAGUGGGCAGAUUGUUCGGCAUUUCAAUCAUAUCUGCAAUUAGGGUCGGUCUUCUUUUGGCUCCUGGUGGAGAAUUUGCAUUCGUUGCUUUUGGUGAAGCUGUCAAUCAGGGUAUAAUGUCUUCCCAGCUAUCUUCCUUGUUGUUUCUUGUCGUGGGAAUAUCAAUGGCCAUCACACCAUGGUUAGCUGCUGGUGGUCAGUUAAUUGCAUCUCGAUUUGAGUUGCAUGAUGUUCGCAGUUUAUUGCCAGUUGAAAGUGAGACGGAUGAUUUGCAGGAUCACAUCAUUAUUUGUGGAUUUGGGCGAGUUGGUCAGAUAAUAGCGCAGCUUCUUUCAGAAAGACUCAUCCCAUUUGUUGCCCUCGAUGUCACAAGUGAUAGAGUGGCAAUUGGGCGUUCAUUAGAUCUCCCAGUCUAUUUUGGAGAUGCUGGAAGUAGAGAGGUUCUUCACAAAGUCGGUGCAGAGAGAGCGUGUGCUGCAGCGAUAGCUUUAGAUACACCAGGAGCAAACUACAGAUGUGUAUGGGCACUGAACAAGUAUUUCCCCAACGUCAAAACCUUUGUCCGUGCACAUGAUGUUGAUCAUGGCCUCAACCUUGAAAAAGCAGGCGCCACUGCUGUUGUUCCGGAGACUCUUGAACCAAGUCUGCAGUUGGCAGCUGCUGUUCUUGCUCAGGCCAAAUUGCCGGCGUCUGAGAUUGCGACAACCAUCAAUGAAUUCAGAUCGCGUCACUUGUCUGAGCUAACGGAGCUAUGUGAGGCAAGUGGGAGUUCGCUGGGGUACGGAUUCUCAAGGACGGUGAACAAACCCAAAGCUCAGCCGCCACCUCCACCUUCGGAAGCCUCCGACGACAACAUCUCUGAAGGCACUCUCGCUUUCUGAUCUUUCUUCACUUCCUCCGCCUUAUUAUUAUCAUCUCUGUACAGAUUUAUCCUCUGACCAGGAUUGGGAAUUGGGAAUAGGAAGGAACACACUCAAUUCUUCGACAAAUAAAACAAAUCGAUAUGCUCCCAAGUUUUGAUGGGAUGGAAUUUCCCAUAGGAAAAAAGCUUCUUCUUUUUU
Messenger RNA from Tarenaya hassleriana, 4128 nucleotides. Its product is annotated as K(+) efflux antiporter 2, chloroplastic. Bases 295 to 3948 code for a protein of 1217 amino acids. Gene Ontology annotation, cellular component: membrane; chloroplast. The transcript is spliced from 21 exons. Lineage: Eukaryota; Viridiplantae; Streptophyta; Magnoliopsida; Brassicales; Cleomaceae. Gene Ontology annotation, molecular function: potassium:proton antiporter activity. The record is from RefSeq and is a predicted model, not a curated record. Gene Ontology annotation, biological process: proton transmembrane transport; potassium ion transport.